Molecule: messenger RNA, 603 nt
Organism: Uranotaenia lowii
Lineage: Eukaryota; Metazoa; Arthropoda; Insecta; Diptera; Culicidae
Product: coiled-coil domain-containing protein 115-like
Exons: 1
Coding region: 89-559 (156 amino acids)
Biological process (GO): vacuolar proton-transporting V-type ATPase complex assembly
Cellular component (GO): extrinsic component of endoplasmic reticulum membrane
Source: RefSeq, a predicted model, not a curated record
CAUCUUAGAGUGUACUUGCGAACUCGAAAUAUUUUCAUCAUCUGAUCAAAAGUUGCUUGAGUAUCGUAUAAAAAUUUUACCUUCAAAAAUGACCGAAGACCGAGACGAAAUUUGCCAACUGAUGGAUAAAUUGUUGAUACGUUCCCUGGAACUUGUACAGGAAGAAGUGAAGCUAAAAACUUACAUCGAAAGUACCACAAACGAUGGUCAAUUGAGCUUGGCCCAAACACGAUUCUACAAAGGACCUACUUCGGUAUCAGCUGUACAGUUACCCACUGAGGAUUCCAAGGAAAUGAACCCACUCAGUGCCCUGGAGGAAACCAUCGAUGACGUUGGAAAUCCACAAGUACAGCUCGUUAAGUAUCCGGUCGAUAAGGAAGCCGGUUAUCCGGAUCCCAUAAAGUGGUUCGGAGUGCUCGUUCCGGCCUCCCUACAAAAGGCACGAACCACUUUUGGAAAGGCAUUGGACUACGUGGUGGACUGUGCCAAUGUACAAAUGGAGCUAAGAAAUGUUCUACUCGCGUAUGACCAACUAAAGGAAAGGAAAAUAAAUUUAUAAGAAUGCAUAUUUAUAAUAAACUAUUUUUUUUUAUAUCCAACUGA